CUUCAUUUCAUCAUUCAAGAAUUUCUACUUUUCCUAUAUCACCAUUAUUCGUAGAGGAGUUUACUUUGCUCGAUGCUGUACGUAAUAAAGGCUAGCUCGCAAGAGAAUAUUUUACUGUUCAAUCAGCUGAUAUGCAAGAAAGUAUUUUCCUGCCUGAUUCGCUGUUCAUAUGUGUGCCUAAACCAGCCUAAAGUGGUUUAUGAAUUCCUCAACAGCGUGGUAGCAUUGCAUAGAAACCGUAGAUAAAAACGUGAUGAAAUAAUGCUUGAAAUGAAUCGGAUACGAAUUUGAAAUCAGCAAUUAUACCAAGAGGAUGACGACUAAUAAAGAAUCUACACAUGACGGCCUUUUGAAAAGGCUUGUCAAAAGUGAUGAAAAGGAGGUUGUGAAAUGCCGGACUAGUGCGGAUAAUAUUGAAGGGCAUAAAUUACGACACGGCACGGACAGUUUUCCAAAUAUUAAUGCAAGACCGGUUGACGAUAUAUCAAUCGAAUUUUUUUACAAACCCCACAGCAUUACAUUGCUUCUUAUUGCAAUCGGAGCUGUAAUAUAUUUUGCCUUUACUAGGAACACUACCAAUGUUGAGGACAAUAUUUGGGCUGGAAUUCUCUCCAUCAUAUUUUUUUUUCUUAUCAUAUCAAUACUCACAUUUCCAAAUGGACCAUUUACGAGACCUCAUCCAGUUGUUUGGAGACUUGUGUUUGGCUGUAGUGUACUAUACUUAAUGGGGCUGUUAUUUAUGUUAUUUCAAGAUUAUGAAACAGUCAGAAAGAUCUUUGUUUGGAUAGAUCCUGACUUGGCAUCAUUUCACAUUGAUAUGGACAAAGAAUAUGGUGUUAAUUGUUCUGAUAUUACAUUAGAGAAGAUAUGGAACCAUUUAGAUGUUUUUGCAGCAGCCCAUUUCUUAGGGUGGACGUUUAAAGCGAUAUUAAUUCGUCAUUUUGGUAUUCUUUGGGCCAUCAGUUUAAUGUGGGAAGUAACAGAAAUAGCAUUUGCUCAUUUACUACCAAACUUUGUGGAAUGUUGGUGGGAUGCUUUUAUACUUGAUGUGGUUGUCUGUAAUGGUUUGGGUAUCUGGGUAGGAUUAAAAAUUUGUUCUCUUUUGGAAAUGCGAGAAUAUAAAUGGGUAAGCAUCCUUGACAUUGAAAGUACUACUGGAAAAUUGAAGAGAGCAAUGCUACAAUUUACUCCUGGUAGUUGGACUGCUGUUAGAUGGUUGGAUCCAACAUGUACAUACAUGAGAUUUGUUGCUCUAAGUCAGUUGGUUAUUUUCUGGCAGGUUUCAGAGCUAAAUACAUUUUUCUUGAAGCAUGUUUACGAAUUCCCACCUUCUCAUCCAUUUGUUGUAGCAAGAUUGAUACUCAUUGGAGUAAUUGUUGCACCAUCUGUUAGGCAGUACUAUUUGUAUGUAACAGAUCCAACAUGUAGUAGAGUAGGGACUCAAUGUUGGGUUUAUGGUGCAAUCAUGGUUACAGAGGCUUUACUAUGUAUCAGGCAUGGUGCUGCAUUAUUUGAACGUACUCAGGCAUUAAAUAUUCUUUUAUGGCUACUGUGCCAGUCUCUAGUCUCAGUUCUUUGUGUCUAUGGCUGUGUUCUGUGGCAUCAGUACUUUGAGACGGAAAAGAAAGUUACUUCAAAACAGUCUAUUACUCAACUAGACAACAGCCAUCUGGAUAUAAUUCCUAGCAGUGGGAGUAUGGCUGAUUCUACAAAAUCUAUGGACUCGCUGGAAAAGAAGAAACUGUGAACGGGUUCAGAAUAAAAAAUGACCAACUUAAGGGUGAAUUAUUUAUUAAACUUUCUAGUCGCAUCAUAAGAGCAUACACUGAAGACUAUUUGAACUUAGUAAGUUACUGACGAAUGUAUGAGCUCUUUUGAACUUUGGAUACCGCGUCUGUUUGUGUGUGAAUAUUAUUGAAAAAAAAUCUUGUUCCUGAGAAUAAAUGAAGAGCGUCGUUACCACUUAAUUAUGCUUCCUUACAAAGUAUUGGUCGCUGCAUUGUUUACGUGUUACAAUUAAUUCAGUUACACUGAAGAUAUGGAAAUGGAGUGCAUGUAUAACUUGGCAUUAUCUGUGAACCUUCCGGACAGUCCCAAGCUUUACCAAGGAGCUUGUUAUUGGACGCCGAGACAAAGAUGCGAAUUCGGCUUGGUAAUUGUUCGUUCUCGUACAGUGAUAUAUACGAUGAUGUAAGUGGUGACUUUGUACAAUGCAUCUAUAAAAAGAAAAAAAGGAAUCGUGAUUGUAAACUAUUAUAUACUACUAUUAUCAUAACAAUAUUAUAGUUUUAUUUAAAAUAUCAAUGCCAUAAAUAUUACUGUAAUAAGAGUACCUGAGCGUAGGUGAGAUAGAAUAACUGAUCGAACUUAAGUUUAAGCCACGGAAGAUGAACUUCCUCGGGAGAUCUCAGUCGACCCAAAGUAUCGUAGGCCAAUCUGAGCCCCAUUGCUUCGGAUAGGCGUUCGUUUAGACUCAAUUGCAAAAUCUAAAAUGCGUUGAAAAAAAAAA
Messenger RNA from Osmia lignaria (orchard mason bee), 2509 nucleotides. RefSeq names its product phosphatidylserine synthase 1 homolog l(3)77CDf (gene l(3)77CDf). The record is from RefSeq and is a predicted model, not a curated record. NCBI's taxonomy places the organism in Eukaryota, Metazoa, Arthropoda, Insecta, Hymenoptera, Megachilidae. Gene Ontology annotation, molecular function: L-serine-phosphatidylethanolamine phosphatidyltransferase activity. Gene Ontology annotation, biological process: phosphatidylserine biosynthetic process.